This is a messenger RNA of Enhydra lutris kenyoni (northern sea otter), 3176 nucleotides long. Its product is annotated as guanylyl cyclase domain containing 1. The coding region runs from base 110 to 829 and encodes 239 amino acids. The transcript has 6 exons. The record is from RefSeq and is a predicted model, not a curated record. NCBI's taxonomy places the organism in Eukaryota, Metazoa, Chordata, Mammalia, Carnivora, Mustelidae.
GCAGCGGAGGAGGAAUCUGACACGCACCAGCCCGGCUCCCGCCCCAGUCGAAGCCGAAGCUGCAGCCGGCGCCGGGCCGGGGCCAUGGGCGCCCCGCGUGGCCCGGGUCAUGAGGACGGAGGAGGCAGCGGGGCCGCAGCUCGAGCCUGGAGACUUUGUGCAGCUGCCCGUGCCCAUCAUCCAGCAGCUCUACCACUGGGACUGUGGCCUGGCCUGCUCCAAGAUGGUGCUGCGGUACCUAGGCCCGCUGGACGAUGGUGAGUUUGAGAGUGCCCUGCGGGAGCUACGACUCACCAGGAGCAUCUGGACCAUUGACCUGGCCUAUCUGAUGCGCCACUUUGGCGUGCGGCACCGCUUCUGCACUCAGACCCUGGGCGUCGACAAGGGCUACAAGAACCAGUCCUUCUACAGGAAGCACUUUGACACAGAGGAGACCCGGGUGAACCAGCUGUUUGCACAAGCCAAGGCCUGCAAGGUGCUUGUGGAAAAAUGCACAGUGAGUGUGCAGGACAUCCAGGAGCACUUGGCACAGGGCCAUGUGGCCAUCGUGUUGGUGAACUCUGGGGUACUGCACUGCGACCUCUGCUCCAGUCCGGUCAAGUACUGCUGCUUCGCCCCCAGUGGCCACCGCUGCUGCUGCCGGAGCCCCGACUACCAGGGCCACUUCAUCGUGCUGCGUGGCUACAACCGGGCCACUGGCUGCAUCUUCUACAACAAUCCAGCCUAUGCCGACCCAGGAAUGUGCAGCACCAGCAUCAGUAACUUCGAGGAAGCCAGAACCAGUUAUGGCACAGAUGAGGAUAUCCUCUUUGUCUACUUGGACAGCUGACAGUGGGAGGCUGGUGUGCCCAGGUCCUCACACCCUGCCCCACCCUAGCCGGGCCAACUCAGGAGGCCUUGGCCCAGGCCCCAAGCUGCUGGGGCUUGGAUGCAGAGCUGCAGCCUCGGCCCAUGUGACAAAGCCCCAGAGAGUUCUUGGAGCCCGAGGCUUGCAUGCUUUGUCUGCCAGCAUUGUGCCUGUCGUCAUGCCACUUACCCUGUGCACCUGCUGGUUGCUGGAGGCAUCUCCAGAGCAUCUGAGUAGAGCCUCCCCCAGGAUCCCAAACCUGACUUGAACAAUGCCCAGGGGACUUCCAGCCCUGUGGGUGCCCUUCUUGCCCGCAAACCAGACCCAGGGCAGGGGAGAACCUGAGCUCGUCUUGCCACAGACCUGGGGCUUGAGCCCUGAAGAUGCCACUUGUCAGGAUGGUGUCCACGUAUUUGGAGACCAUGUAGCCAACCCGCCUAUCCCCCAGAAGUACUAUGGACCUCCCUGUGCCCUUUGGUGGAUGCCGCCACUCCCUCCCGCCUCCCAGUGGACCCGCAUUCCUGUGGCUGGUGGUGAGGCCUCUGGGCUUCUGGGCUCUGGAGAGGGCUGGGCCUCAGGCUGAAAGGACCCUGAACCCCCCACCCCUCGGCCUCCAGGUACUAUAGCACUAUAGAUUGGAGGGCCAUCUGGGUCGUAAACGGGACCCCGGCUCUUGCUAGCUGGCAGUGCAGAGCAUACUCCAAGAAUGCCUGACCCAGAGGGCCAGGUGCAGCUGCCUGGGUCCCAAAGGACUCCCCCCAACCUGUGAGCCCUCCUGACACUAGCCUAAGCCCUGACAGUGGGGCCCAUUCUCUGGGUGUGGGGAGCCCCAAGCCUCAUAGGCCUGGGUGCCGGGGUAUGCUGGGGCCUGCACUCCUGAGGCAAUGGUGGGAGACCAUCCAUGGCCUCCCACCCAUCCUGAUAUUCACACCGGGACCUUUUGCACCGAAUGUUGGGUCUCUUCUGUCCUCACAGAGAAGGGUGGUACCUGCCCAGGGUCACACAGCACAGCACGAAACAUAGACUAGAGCUGUUUCCUUCUUUUUCUUUCUUUCUUUUUUUUUUUCUUUCUUUCUUGUAGGGGUAGGGGGUGCUUUGGUUUUUUUUGAGAUUUAAGUUUUUCACUUGUGGGGAGUGAGAGUCCCUCUCAAGUAAGACAAUAAUAGCAAGAUUGCAGGUACUUUGGAGCCGCUGACACCUCUCUGCACAGAGCAGAUCAGCCAGCCCAAGUUGUCUUUCAAAGAGAAAGGGACUCAACGGCUGGUGGGCUGAGUGCCAGGGCCCCCCAGCUUACAGACAAAAUCUGGCCAUCAGUCUAGGGAGAGUUUGCCCAGGACUAUGGUGGGGUUGGGUCUCGAACCUAGGUCUACACCAGAAAACUAAGGGAACUGGCUCAUUCCCAAAGGGGCCAAGAACACCCACCCCCUCGUGAGCUGUUCCUGGCAAAGGAGCAGGGCUGCGCCAGCAGCCACACUGCCCCUGUCCCCCGGUGUCUUGGUCCUCUGUUGCCCAAGGCAUGACAUGGUGGCAGGUGCUACGCCUCUGGCCUGCAAACCCUGCUCAUCAUCUGUUCCCACCAGCUGGCUGAUGCCUCCCCACCAUGGCUUCUCUGAGGCGCGGAGGUGGGCUCUGCGCACAAGGGCUGUCGGACCACUCAGCUGUAUUGCUCCUCAACACCAGAUCCAGCCUUUGGCCCCAGGGGAGGUGCUGUUAGCUGCUUAGCCAACAGGUUAGCCCCCCUGGUUUCAGAGACGAGCAGUGUCUUCAGACUGGCCUUCUCUCUUUUGCCUUAAUGUCGGUGGCCCAGGAUCCCAGGGAGCUCUGGUUGCAUGCCCAGGAAUACCAUGUGUGGCAGCCAUGGGAUUUGGGCCUCCUCAGGAAGGAUCUGGCUAAAAUUGUGGUGAGAAUAGACGCAUCAAGGAAAAAGCAAUGAGGAAGUGAAGCUUCGGAUGAUGGGUGGGGCUGUCACUGGGAGCAGCUGGCCCAGAGAGCAGUCACAGCACCUCAGUCCUUCACAUGAGACGUGUGGAAAACGCUCAGUUCCUGGGCAGGCCACAAGUUAGAGGUCACCUGUCUAGAAGAUUAACAAGAAAGCUACCUGUGCCUCAGAUGGUGCCAUCUGCCCGGGAGGGUCACGGGUGGGACGCAAAGGCGUUCUCGCACACGUCACGGAAACAAGGCUGGAGAAUCCAGAUUUCAGGAACCAGUGCCCAUAACACGUGGCUCCCAUGACCCCAGUCCACAUGCUGGGGGCCCAGCGAAACCACACUGGACAGUUGGUUUUGUUCACUCCAGCCACACAGGGACAAAAGGGAUCUUUUGCAUUGCA